CGAACAGCUGAUGUUGACACUUUCGAUCGUCAAGCAAAACAUUUACCAAUAACAAAUAACGUUGUUUGGACAAAAGUGGACGAAUUUCUUUGAAAUUCCGAAAUAUCGUUUUGAAUUUUGGUGUUAUUUGUAGAUAUAGUAGAAUGUUAUAUUCUCGUAAGUAUCAAUAUUGUACCUGCUGCAAACCAAGGAAGAUAAAGUAUAGUUUUUCACUCAGGAAAUGUCCAAUAUCAUUUGGCAUAAUGUACGACGGCAACGUGCCAGCCUCAAUACAAAAUAUCAUUGUAUCUACGGAUUUUUUUUCCUGGGAUUAUCGCGCCAACAACUCUGUGAAAUUUACGGAAAAAGUAAAUCAACCGUAAGUGCCUGGAUUUCUUCGUAUAAGCAGCAUGGUGUCCUCGCGAAAAAAGAGCGGCAGCUAGUGUACAGAAAGUUUGGGACGGCAAAAAGGCAGUGGAUUGUGAAAUUGUACAUGUCAGAACCAACCUUAUUUCUUGAUGAAGCACAGAAGCGAUUUUUUCAUAAAUUUGGGACACCUAUCAGUCGAUCUUCAGUAGUAAGAAUUCUCCACGCAGAAGGUAUGAGCUGGAAGAAACUUGAACGCCGAGCAAUGCAAAUCCGUAAUGCUGAUAUUUCAAAAUAUUGCGAGGAGCUGUCGUUCCAGUGGGAUCUGCCUAAUUUAGUGUUUUUGGAUGAAGCUGCUUUUGAUAGUCGAGACAUGCUACGAAAUAGAGGGUAUGGGUUUGUUGGGAAAAAGUUAAUUUUCCGAGGUGAGUUCCGUCGUCGUCCGCGAGUGUCAACUCUUUGUUUUCCAGGUCAAGGCGGGCUUCUUGAUUCAUUUAUGACCAAAGGAACAUUCACACGGAAGAAAUUUUUCGAAUGCUGUCGAACGUUUGCACUUAGUUCUGGCAGUGUCGAGACAUACCCUGGUUUUAAUUCUGUUUGGGUGAUGGACGGGGCAAGAAUACAUUGUGACAAGCAUAUUACCAUGUACUUAAGGUCACUCGGAAUUGUCCCAGUAUUCUUGCCAGCGUAUUGUCCCUUUUAUAACCCAAUUGAAAUAAUGUUUGGGGUUAUUAAACGAUAUUUGCGCCGUCACUACGAAGAAAACAGUUCUAAAGAUCUCAAAGCGGUUGUUGGUGAGGCUUUGCUGAGCUUCAAACAUUUUAACUGCACCAAAAUCAUGAGAAAGUGUGGAUAUAGCGAAGGAGGAAAGUUUGAUCCCAAAGUUGGGCUCACCCAACCUUUGGACAACUUUGAUUUUUGUUCUGAACUCGACUGUAAAAAUGUGAUCUGAUAAUGUAAUUGAAACACAAAUAAAUUGGUG
Molecule: messenger RNA, 1327 nt
Organism: Aedes albopictus (Asian tiger mosquito)
Lineage: Eukaryota; Metazoa; Arthropoda; Insecta; Diptera; Culicidae
Exons: 1
Coding region: 221-1297 (358 amino acids)
Molecular function (GO): nucleic acid binding
Source: RefSeq, a predicted model, not a curated record